AGGACAAACAUCGUCAUCCACACAUCCCUGCCGACUGCUCCCACGCAGCGCUUCCAGCUCAGCGCUCCUUAGGAAUUCUUGUUCUUCUCUUUCCCUUUCCACCCUUCCUCGCUCCUUUGCAUCGAUCCUCGUCCUUCUCUUCGGAUGCCGCUUUGAUUCGUGUUUCGUCGUUAGGCGUGCAGACCAGUCCCUUUUUCGUAGGUGAAUCCCCAGGCCUAAGCGAGUCCAACAACCGUUGGUGGCAACCUGCACGUGUGUGUGUGUGUGUGUGUGUGUGUGUUUACUCUCGCGUGUUUUCUCGAAGGGCAACACCGCGGCAAUUAUUGCAUGUUAUUUCUGAUUUUUCUUUUGUUGUUGAUUUAGAGCGCGCGUGCAGCGCGGAGUACUUCGCUGCCCGAAGGGGAGUCCCCCGUCCUUACCCACCAUUUUCUUCUCGGACCUUCUUUGGCGGCAGUGAAAGCUCCUCUUGAAAUCAUUAAAGAAAGAACUCACGGAAAGCGUCGCUCUUGCUGUUUCUGUUAUUAUUAUUGUUGUAACUUUUGUGUUUUCUAAAGGGGAUCGUGCAGCACCGGAUGAACAGCUUUUAUUUGUUCACGUAAAGCAUAUUUAACAGCUACUGGCCACUUGUGUACCCGCAUGUGCAGCAAAACUUGGCACGUGUACACGCAAGCACAGACACCUGCGCACAGUCUCGAGGCCUAACAGUAGCACGCGCGUGUAAGCAACGCGCCGAAGGCAGCAGCCGACUUCUCGCGUCCGUCGUCGGGUUUUUUUUUCGUGUAAACAAUAAGGAGCACUCUUUGCUUCUUUUAUUAUUAUUUUUCCUGCUCCUUUAACGGUCCUUGACGAUGCGCCGCACGUCCCAAUCUUUGUCGGCGGCCGCCGCGGCGCAGCACCGCAUUCACGGCGCGCCCCACCUCCCUCCCUCCACCUCCGCGGCCUUCACCAUUGUGCCGCUCACAGACGCGCUUCUGCCGCUGCUGGAGCCCGUGGAGGCGGCCAGCUACCCCCCAACGUACUGCGAGGGCAUCGCCGGCUACGCGAAGCGUCUCCACGCCCGCCCCGCCUGCCCCUCCUUCGUUUGCUUACAACGGACGAGCGCACAGGCGGCGAAUGCCGAUGUUGCGGCCCUCGUCGCGGCGGGCGCGGUCGAUUGCCUGCGUGCCAUUGGCUACGCCAUUACCUGCCGGCUGCCACGCCGGACCGCGUCGGUGCUGCUGCGGGACGCGCCACAAGACGAUACGAAGACAUACCGGAGCGGUGACGGCGACGGCGACGGCGACAAUGGUGACGACAGAGAGCCAGCUGUGGCGGACAACCACACGCGGACUACGCCACCGAUCAAGGCGGACGACGACCGCCUCCCCUUCCCUCUGCCCGCGCACCGCGCGGAUACCUUUUACGUUCACGACGUCGCCGUGCACCCUGAAUUUCGCGGAUUGGGCGUGGCGGGCGCGUUGUGGGCGCAAAUCGAGGAAACACGCGUCACGUUGCAGCUGAAGCGCAUGUCGCUCGUCGCCGUCUUCGGGGCGAGCAGCUACUGGGCCCGUCACGGAUUUCGCGAGGUGGCGCGAAAGGCGCUGCCGGACGACACGGUGCGUGUCCUGGAGGACUACGGCGACCACGCCGUGUUCAUGGAGCGAGAAGACUGA
Molecule: messenger RNA, 1652 nt
Organism: Leptomonas pyrrhocoris
Lineage: Eukaryota; Euglenozoa; Kinetoplastea; Trypanosomatida; Trypanosomatidae
Product: N-acetyltransferase GCN5
Exons: 1
Coding region: 849-1652 (267 amino acids)
Molecular function (GO): acyltransferase activity, transferring groups other than amino-acyl groups
Source: RefSeq, a predicted model, not a curated record